AGUAAGAAUUUGAGUCCGAGGAGUAGCGUCUCUGAGAUGGAUAGUUCGGAAACAUAGUAUUCGUAAUUUACUUGCAAGCUUAAGUUUUUGCCUCAGCCAGAGCUUUUAACUACUACCUGUUGGAUUUUUGUUUUCUGGGUCUUGUUUGGUUUGGUUUCUCAAUCGAGGUGGCAGACAUGGGUUUUCCCCUCAGCUCUCUUUUGAUGAAGUUAGAGAUGGUUUCCACAUCUGAUCAUACCUCUGUGGUUUCAAUGAAUAUUUUUGUUGCUCUCCUUUGUGCUUGUAUCGUGCUUGGUCAUCUACUGGAGGAGAACCGAUGGAUGAAUGAGUCGAUUACUGCUCUAGUAAUUGGUCUUUGUACAGGAGUCACCAUUCUACUAUUUUCUGGGGGGAAAAGCUCUCAUAUUUUAGUCUUCAGUGAAGAUCUCUUUUUUAUAUAUCUUCUUCCUCCAAUUAUAUUUAACGCUGGGUUCCAGGUGAAAAAGAAGCAAUUUUUUCGCAACUUCAUGACAAUCAUGCUGUUUGGUGCUGUUGGUACUUUGAUAUCCUUUGUCAUCAUCUCAUUUGGUGCCAAAGAACUGUUUAAAAUGAUGGAUAUAGGUUCCUCCCUUGAUAUAGGGGAUUAUCUUGCAAUUGGAGCAAUCUUUUCUGCGACUGAUUCCGUUUGCACCUUGCAGAUUCUCAAUCAGGAUGAGACCCCUUUACUCUAUAGUCUGGUAUUUGGGGAAGGUGUUGUUAAUGAUGCCACAUCAGUGGUACUCUUUAAUGCAAUUCAGAGCUUUGAUCUCACGCACAUCGACUCCAGCAUUGCUUUGCAGUUUGUUGGCAAUUUCUUUUAUUUAUUUCUGACAAGCACCAUGCUUGGAGUUUUUGCUGGAUUGCUAAGUGCAUUUAUUAUCAAAAAGUUGUAUUUUGGAAGGCACUCUACUGAUCGUGAAGUUGCACUUAUGAUACUCAUGGCCUACUUAUCUUAUAUUUUGGCUGAGUUGUUCUAUUUAAGUGGUAUCCUCACUGUAUUCUUCUGUGGGAUUGUAAUGUCCCACUAUACUUGGCAUAAUGUGACUGAGAGUUCAAGAGUCACCACCAAGCAUGCCUUUGCAACAUUGUCAUUUAUUGCUGAGAUAUUUAUCUUUCUUUAUGUUGGUAUGGAUGCAUUGGACAUCGAGAAGUGGAGGUUUGUUAGCAGCAGUCCUGGAAAAUCAGUUGGAGUGAGUUCGAUACUCCUGGGCUUGGUUCUGGUGGGACGAGCAGCUUUUGUCUUUCCAUUAUCAUUUUUGUCCAACUUAUCUAAGAAGCCUCAUGAAAAAAUUCACAUCAAGCAGCAAAUUACAAUAUGGUGGGCUGGACUCAUGCGGGGGGCAGUAUCUAUUGCACUUGCUUAUAAUCAGUUUACUCGGUUGGGCCAUACUCAAUUGCUUGGGAAUGCUAUCAUGAUCACCAGCACCAUCACAGUUGUCCUUUUCAGUAUGGUGGUUUUUGGGUUGUUGACUAAACCUCUAAUCAGGAUCCUACUCCCUUCACCAAAACCUUUGAGUAGCAUCCUGUCCUCUGAGCCAUUGAGUCCAAAAUCUGUCACCACCCCACUUCUUGGAAAUGGGCAACAUGAUUCUGAAGCUGAUCUUGGUGGCCGUGAUAUCCCCCGCCCAACCAGCUUACGCAUGCUCCUAGCUACCUCAUCUAACACCGUCCACCACUAUUGGCGUAAAUUUGAUGAUGGCUUUAUGCGUCCUGUGUUUGGUGGCCGAGGAUUUGUACCCUUUGUCCCUGGCUCACCAACCGAACGGAGUGUCCCACAAUGGUAAUAAGAAGAAAACGGCUGAGAAA
This is a messenger RNA of Telopea speciosissima, 1824 nucleotides long. RefSeq names its product sodium/hydrogen exchanger 2-like. The record is from RefSeq and is a predicted model, not a curated record. Bases 177 to 1802 code for a protein of 541 amino acids. The transcript is spliced from 14 exons. Gene Ontology annotation, cellular component: membrane. NCBI's taxonomy places the organism in Eukaryota, Viridiplantae, Streptophyta, Magnoliopsida, Proteales, Proteaceae. Gene Ontology annotation, molecular function: sodium:proton antiporter activity. Gene Ontology annotation, biological process: regulation of pH; sodium ion transport; proton transmembrane transport.